Naumovozyma dairenensis CBS 421 is the source of this 672-nucleotide messenger RNA. RefSeq names its product putative metalloprotease (gene ATP23). Lineage: Eukaryota; Fungi; Ascomycota; Saccharomycetes; Saccharomycetales; Saccharomycetaceae. The transcript has a single exon. Gene Ontology annotation, biological process: mitochondrial proton-transporting ATP synthase complex assembly; mitochondrial protein processing. Gene Ontology annotation, cellular component: extrinsic component of mitochondrial inner membrane. Gene Ontology annotation, molecular function: metalloendopeptidase activity. The record is from RefSeq and is a predicted model, not a curated record. Bases 1 to 672 code for a protein of 223 amino acids.
AUGAGUAAAGAAGACAAAGGAAUAGAAUGGUGGAGAAGAACGUUCCAAUACAAGACAGGUCUUGGUUUGACUUCUGAGUUGAAAGCUCAAUAUGAAUCUGAUUACUCAACCAUACUCAACAAGAAACAAUGUAUUCAAUGUUAUAAAGAUCGUGAUUGGAUGCUUUCAUAUUCUCCUAUGAUCAGAUUCAUGACCCAACGUAUCAAACAAAUUUCAAAAGAUGAUGAUUUGAAAUUCGAUGAAAAGAUUAUAUGUGAUGUUUGUGAUAAUACGAAAAGUGGCGGGUAUCAUCCUGAUUUUGGUAUAUUGUUAUGUCAGAAUCGAUUAAGAGAUAAAUGGCAUCUCGAAGAUACGUUAAGUCAUGAGUUAAUUCAUUGGUAUGAUCAAUUGAAAUGGGAGGUCGAUUGGUUGAAUUUGAAACAUCAUGCUUGUUCGGAAAUUAGAGCUUCUAAUCUAAGUGGAGAAUGUAGAUUUUGGCAAGAAUUUAAACGACGUGGUGGAUUCACUUUUAAAAUUGCUAAGGGUCAACAAGAAUGUGUUAAAAGAAGAGCUAUAUUGAGUGUCAUGGGGAACCCCAAUUGUAAAGAUAAAGAGCAUGCUGAAAGAAUCGUAGAAGAAGUUUGGGAAAGUUGUUUUAAUGAUACAAGACCAUUUGAACAAAUAUAUAAAUAA